ACGUUUUCCGGUCCCCUUCUUUGUUAUAUCCGCCCGUGACAAAAUAGUAUAUCAUUUUGGAGUCCCAAUUCGUCGCGAUUUGACCUCAUCUUCGAUCAUUAUUUUCAAUCUUCUACUUCAAACGCUGACAUAAUGCCACCCAUAUUGGAUUCUAGAAAGCCAUUGAGGGGAAAUAUUGCUGAUUAUGUGACGGAACAACUACCCUAUGUACCGUCUUUGAUAAUUGCAUGUGUAAAGGAGAUAGAAUCACGUAGUCGCGAGAGGAUGACCUUGUACAGACAUCACGGCGAUCUCACAAUAGCCAGAGGUUUCCUAAAAAAUUAUCUCCAUUCCAAAAAAGUACCGAACUUGAGAAGCGUCGAUGUACAAACGAUUGGAUCCAUUCUGAAAUUGUUUUUGGCUUCAUUGAGUGAACCACUCAUCACGGAUAAACUUCGGGAUAAAUUCGUUGACGCAGCUCUUAUAGCCAAUGAAACAGAGAGGGAUGCAGCACUUAGCAAAGCGUUAAUUUUCCUUCCGUAUCCAAAUCUUCAUACUCUCAGUUAUCUUAUCCAUCAUUUACGGUUCAUUAGCAAACUCUCGAGAACAAACAACUACGCCCGUCUCGCCGUCGUUUUUGGGCCCAUAGUGGUCGGUGGAAGCUCUCGAUAUCUCACUCCACAUUUAUUCAUAAUUGAACGAGAAGAUCAAGAUCAGGUUAUCGAAAGUUUGUUGGAAAUUGAUGAUUAUUAUAACGACUUUCUUCCUUACAGUUCUCAGAACUCAUGAAUGCAGCAGUAGCUGGUGAAGGGAUAUGACACCAUCGUAGUCUUCUCCGACAAGAAGAAAAUUUGAUCUAAAUAAAGAUAAAAAAAAACUAAUAUUCAUUGUUAAUUCUGAAUAAUAUUUCAACGAUAAUCCAAUUUUUUCGGCAUAUCAUUCUGAGAUUUAAUAUUUAUUUAGCGUCCUCACUUCGGUGUCGACUAUUCAUGUUGAAUAAGGACAUGAUAUUUUAUCGCCAACAUUUUUUGUAAUUUCGCUCCGCCUCUAUGAAAAAUGUGCUGCAGUUCGUGAUAUUGAGAGUGAAAUAAUUUUUAAGUGUAUGAAAUGUCUCAGAAAAGAUUUAUCUCCCAUUUUUGUAAUGUCAAAUGAUUUUCAAAUAAACAAUGCGCACUACCAUAAA
Venturia canescens is the source of this 1162-nucleotide messenger RNA. Its product is annotated as rac GTPase-activating protein 1-like. The transcript has 5 exons. Bases 133 to 768 code for a protein of 211 amino acids. Gene Ontology annotation, biological process: Rho protein signal transduction; mitotic cytokinesis; mitotic spindle midzone assembly. Gene Ontology annotation, cellular component: cleavage furrow; nucleus; spindle midzone. The record is from RefSeq and is a predicted model, not a curated record. Lineage: Eukaryota; Metazoa; Arthropoda; Insecta; Hymenoptera; Ichneumonidae. Gene Ontology annotation, molecular function: GTPase activator activity.